UACAGUUCCCAGGGAGGAGCGGGCGGACGCGAGGUAGGGCCGCGGUUUCUGGGCGGGGGGUACGAACGAGAGCCGGUCGCGCGGUCGGCGGCCGCCGCCAACGGCUGCUCCUGCGCCCGCGCGCUCAGGCUUUGCUCCAGCUUGGAUAUGGCGGUGCCCUGCGUGUUCCUUCUAACUGUGCUGGGAGCAGAAGUCACCAGCAAAUCCUCCGACAGCUUGGAAUCGGAUGCAGAAUGCUGCAUGGACGCGAUGGAAGCCAACAGCACCUGCCUCGCCAACACCCAGUGCACUCCAGGCUGCUACAGGCGGUGGAACGAAGACGGCAGCAGCAGCUGCGUGAAAUGUGAGAACAACAAAACCCUCCCUGCGGCUCCAGUGUACAACCUGACGGACUGUCAAAACGAUGCAGCCAGGGAAUUCAGUCCAGUGUCCAACAUAACCACCGUAACCCCAGAGACCCUCGGCGUGGGAGGCCCAGAAGUUGCGGCUUCCCUAAUUUUGGGCACCUUUGUGAUCAGCCUCUUCCUCAUCCUCUGCGUUGCGUCUUUCUUCUACCUCAAACGUGCCAAUAAACUCCCCAGUCUCUUCUAUCGAAGAAGCAAAGGGUCCAUUGUACAGUCUGCUGAAUCAGCAUCCAUGUUGUCCCCACCUUCUUCAAUCCGGAAACCCCGCUACGUCCGAAGGGAUCGUUCGCUCGCCAGCUCCACCACCAGCACGACUCUGUCCGCCGAGACCCGGGUCAGCAACGUGUAGCCGUCGGGACUUGUACAUACGAGGAAGGCAGCCAUCGAGUCGCUGGGAAAGCACCUAAGAAGAGAAUUGGUGGCGGGGGGCCAGCCGGCUUUCGUGCGAGGAGCGGACUUGUACCCGAUCGGCAGGAAGCGGGGACUCCAACGUUUGCUUAGCCCUAGGAGACGGACGUUUCGGACGACCCUGGUUGCCAAGCCCCUUCGCUCCGGACCCUGUGAUUUCUCCGGUUGGGCCAGCAGGGAACCGCCCGGAGGAAAUGGCCGUGCUCCAAGGGAAACUCAAGUGCCAUAUUUUGGGGUGCGUUUUUGGAAACAAAACGGCACCCUCUGCUUUCCGGAGGGGUGAGGGGGUGGUUCUCUCAGACGCGGAGUAGGCUGCUUGGAAGCACAUCACGUCCCUUCUUCCCGUUGCAUCAUUUUUCCUAGAGUUUGACCGAGGCCUUAAAGCUCAAGGCAGCCUUGCCACUUUUGAGCACUCAGAUUGGUUUGAUUCUCCCUUUUUAUCUUUUUC
Crotalus tigris (Tiger rattlesnake) is the source of this 1260-nucleotide messenger RNA. It is a transcript of the gene CUNH1orf159, whose product is annotated as chromosome unknown C1orf159 homolog. The coding region runs from base 148 to 753 and encodes 201 amino acids. The record is from RefSeq and is a predicted model, not a curated record. The transcript is spliced from 9 exons. Lineage: Eukaryota; Metazoa; Chordata; Lepidosauria; Squamata; Viperidae.